Molecule: messenger RNA, 2091 nt
Organism: Malania oleifera
Lineage: Eukaryota; Viridiplantae; Streptophyta; Magnoliopsida; Santalales; Ximeniaceae
Exons: 6
Coding region: 322-1107 (261 amino acids)
Biological process (GO): tRNA-type intron splice site recognition and cleavage
Cellular component (GO): tRNA-intron endonuclease complex
Source: RefSeq, a predicted model, not a curated record
AUCUUUAAAGUUGUUUUUUGAAAUUCUCCUCUGUUCUUUGGUUUGGGACCACUGGACCAGUGCAGCGCGGGGACGGCCCGCUUUCUCCUGGUUCCUCGUCCUCCUCGUAGCCGCGCGGCCGUGCCUCACCUGCGUUUCCCGCGACAGCUCGGCCCUACAACGUCGGCGUGCAGCUCCCCCAGCGUCGUCGUCGUGCUAAUUUUUUCUCUGUCUCUCUGGGUUCGUUAGUGAGCACGGCUUCCGCAGGUUCCUCUGAUCACGCAAUGUGGGUUUAAAUCCCCAUUAGAUUCUCAGAAAAUUUUUAAAGAAAUAAUUCAUGUUAUGGAGGUUGAAGAUUGGGCAAGCUCUUUUGAAGGAACAAGUGAUUCUGAGGUCUAUUUGCCUGACCUGAAUGAUGAAGAGCAUUACUAUACAUCUGGUCACAUACCAAAAUUGCAAUUUAGGAAAGAUAUUUCUAAGGCAUGUUGGAAGGAGGAAAUGGGAAUGGCCGAAAUUGUAGAAAAGAGGGGUCGACUGUGGACGACAACUGGAAUAAUUCGUAACAGCAAGGUCUACUGUUUGAUUGAGGAGACUUUGUUUUUGGUUGAAAUAGGUGCCUUGCUCCUCUUGGAUGAUAAUGAUACUUCCUUUUCCUUAAAAGAUCUGUAUGAGAAGAUUGCAGAAGGAAGAAAUGGAUGUUGUUGGGAGUCUUUUCAGGUUUAUAGGCAUUUGAAAUCCCUAGGUUACAUUGUUGGGCGGCAUGGCGUCCCUUGGACUAUGAAGUGUACAAAGAAUCACUCAGUCUCUGCUGAAGGCAUGCGACUAAGGGAUGAUAAAAGUGACAAGAAAUCAGAAGACAGUUGCAUUGCUGGAUUGUUCAAUAAUAUGGAGAUCAGUGAAGUGAAACUAAUUUUUGACGUUUAUCUUCCUAACAGCAAGUUCAAAAAGUCUUCCCCAGGCAGUCCAAAUUUUAUGCUCUGCCUAACCAGGUGUCACCCACCAUCCAAAGAAGAAAUUGAAGGCCUUGAGAGACAAUGCAAUGGCAUUCCUAUAAAGUUUUAUCAUUUAGAGCAUGGGCGGGUCAGUUUUUUCUCUUUCAACAGAGUGGAGCUUCCUAUGCUGCCCUGACACUCCCAUGCAAAUGGUGUUUGAUACUUUGAUGUAAAUUUUCAGCUUGAUUUCUUACCUCAAGAUCCCUCUUACUAACCAUAAUCAAAUAAUUUGGAACUAGAAGAGCUGCUUAUUCCAAAUGGCCACCCAAUCUCCUCCCCCUUAAAUCUUCAUGCAUGGAGUGCAGGUGCGUUUUAGUGGACAAUGUGGAUUAGCCUGACGUAAUAAGGUGGUUUGUUGAAAGUAAGACCUAUUUCCGUGAGGCUUCUCUCUCUUUCUCUUGCUCCUGUGUACAAAUGUGUGUAUGUGCCCUUGGUGGGCUGGACAAAAGUAAUUUUGUUUUUGGAUAAAAGAAUAACUUCAUUACCAGAAAGGAGAAAAAAAUACAAAGAUUAUCUCACAAGAACACAAUUACAGUAAAGGGCCCUUCCAGUCCCUCUGAAGAUUUGACAACAAACUCCCGGAAAAAACAGUGAGCCCAAAAGGAAGCAAGGAAAAAACAACUCUAUCCCAUGGAAGACAAAAGAGCAAAGAUUGUCCAUCUUCACGAGGCUAACCCUUUCUUACUCCCAAAAUCCCUGUAUACACAAAUAAGAAAGUGUCAAUGGACUGGUAGCACCAAAGCCUCAUCAAAAACUGAAAACCGAUAGAUACAAAGCUGCUUAUCUGCCUGACAAGAAACAAGUGGUCAGUUGUAAAACUUGACUCAAAACACAUAAAACAAAUAUCUGGACUGAUAGCCUUAAAAAGGUCUCUGCUCUUGCAACAAAUCAUUGUUAUUUAGCCUAUGAAGAACCAAUGAGGUAUGGUUCACCACUUCACAUAAAAACUUUCCACAAAAUCUGGUGCUUUUCCACAAAAUCCUUUUUCUCUCAGCCCUUGAAAUUCCCAAAUUCUUUAUCUUUCCCCUUGAACAACGGUAUACUUCUGCAUUUUGUUUGACUUAAAUGUCGUGCACUCACAUCAAUUUUAAUGCAUGCACCAAAUAUAUUGGAUUUUGGG